GAUGACGGGGACGAGGAAAAGAGAGCGAGAGAGACGGGAGAGGCGCCAUGGCGAUGCGAGCAGCUGCGGCGGCGGCGGCGGCGGCAGGCUUCUUCUCUCCCUCCUCUGUCUCCCCGAGGCGCUUCCUCUCCGCCACACCACCGGCAUCACUCUCCACCGGGCGCUGCAUCCAUCGCCAUCGUCUCCGCGCCUUCCCAAAUUCAUUGCAGAUUCGGAGUUAACUCUGGAGGAACUCAACCCAUCCGUCGAUCUACUCAGGAAAACUGCUGAGGCUGUCGGCGAUUUCAGGAAAACACCUAUCUAUAUCGUUGGCAUGGAUUGUACAGCCAAGCGCAACAUCACCAAGCUCCUUGCCAAUUCCAUCAUAUACCGCUACCUCUGCAGCGAGGAACUGCUCGAGGAUGUUCUUGGAGGCAAGGACGCCCUCAGAGCCUUCCGGGAAUCUGAUGGAAAGGGCUACCUCGAAGUUGAGACCGAAGGGUUAAAGCAGCUGACAUCCAUGGGUAGCCUUGUGCUUUGCUGUGGGGAUGGCGCUGUCAUGAACUCAACCAAUCUGGGGCUGCUGAGGCAUGGUGUCUCCAUUUGGAUUGAUGUUCCUCUCGAAAUGGUGGUGAACGAUAUAUUGAAGAGCACAGGAACACAAGCCAUUACAGAUCCAGACUCUUUUUCUCAGGCAAUGAGCAAGCUCCGUCAGCAGUAUGAUGAACUGAAAGAGCGCUAUGGAGUUUCUGAUAUUACUGUUUCAGUACAAAAUGUGGCUUCUCAGCUGGGCUACAGCAGUGUGGACUCAGUGACCCUUGAGGACAUGGUCCUUGAAAUUGUGAGGCAAAUUGAGAGGCUGAUCCGAACGAAGGCAAUGAUGGAAGCUGCUGGGAGGCCCUUCUAGGCUAGAGGCGCAAGAUUUCGCUUCGGCAUAUAUAUUUUCUCCAAUUGUCCGAGCCUAGACAUCUGGCUCUUUCAUGAAGCUAAUUGCAGAUUUGCAGUUAGCCUAUGAAUCAAGGACAAGCAUUUGAAAUCCGAGGAAAUGAAGCAUGAUGUUUCAUUCGAAUAUGUUCAUUUGUAGUGGACGGUUGACCGGCAUUUUAUAGCGCAUUUCUGUGUAAAUCCGCCACAGCGCAUCAAGUAUCAGAACGAGAAAAAAAUACUGUGUAGCAGUGAAACUGGCAAAUUUUCUUGCUUGUAAAUGGCCCGGUGGCCAAACAACCAGGGAAUUUUUCUGGUAGAGAAACUUUGAUAAUCCUUUUGCGAUGCACAGGAUUGUCAGGUUAA
Phragmites australis (common reed) is the source of this 1269-nucleotide messenger RNA. Its product is annotated as probable inactive shikimate kinase like 1, chloroplastic. Bases 2 to 886 code for a protein of 294 amino acids. Lineage: Eukaryota; Viridiplantae; Streptophyta; Magnoliopsida; Poales; Poaceae. The transcript has 9 exons. The record is from RefSeq and is a predicted model, not a curated record. Gene Ontology annotation, cellular component: chloroplast.